Molecule: messenger RNA, 324 nt
Organism: Scheffersomyces amazonensis
Lineage: Eukaryota; Fungi; Ascomycota; Pichiomycetes; Serinales; Debaryomycetaceae
Exons: 1
Coding region: 1-324 (107 amino acids)
Source: RefSeq, a predicted model, not a curated record
AUGUUAGUAAUUGAAAUACCCCAGCUAACACAACAAGAAAAGUUCACUUUUGAAGUGUACGUACAGUUCGUCGUUUGUGUAUGUUUGACACAUUCGAAAGCGUUGUUAGCCAGAUUCUACCGAUACCAAGACAUAUUAUUUCUUGUUGAUCUUAUUCUAAUUAUUCUCCUGUAUAUUUUAACCUUAGUUGUUUACUAUUUAAAGAUCUUUAUUGUUAAUGUUAAUGUCAUUCAGGGUUGGUCUAGUAUUCUGUCUAUCUUCCUUAAUUACAAUAAUGUCUGCUUUUUUCAAUUAUAUAAACUAUUUCAGUGCAUCAUAUUUUGA